Messenger RNA from Paramecium octaurelia, 2181 nucleotides. The record is from the annotation of a GenBank genome assembly. NCBI's taxonomy places the organism in Eukaryota, Ciliophora, Oligohymenophorea, Peniculida, Parameciidae.
AUGGAAUUUUGUGAGGAUUACCAAAACAAUUUGAGAAGUAUUUAUAAUAAGGAAUAUUAAGUUUCAAGAAUUUAAUUUCUCUAAAUUCUAAAUCAAAUGAAUCAAUCCAGUCGAAUUUUUAUGGAGAAUGUAAAACUAAUUACAAUAUGUAAAUUGAAAAAGGAGUUGUAUCAAUAAAAGAAGGCUUUAACUAAAAAGUAAAAUAUUAGAAUGUAACCUAGGGAAUAAACUAUAAAGGUAAAGGAAAUGAAAAUAAGGAUGAGUAAAUAAAUGAUAAAAUAUCAAUUAAAGAAAAAAAUUAAUAGAUUUGUAGACACUUAGGAGUAAAAUUAUAAAACAAUUUAGAAUAGACUAGAGGAUUAAAUAUAUUAUAAUGAAAAAGGUAAACUAAUUAGAAAUUGUAGGUAAAAAGAAUAGAUUUGAAGAAGUAUCGGAAAAUUGUGAUACAUUAGAUUCAAGUGAUUAUUUUUACAUAGGUAAUUAAAUUUUGAUGAUUUCAAAGCAAAGAUUCUAUCUUCGAUGAACAGAUUUGAGGAAGCUUUGUAAAAUUUUGAUUAUGCAAUUUCGAAAAAUCCUGAAAAUUCUGACUAUUAUUAUCGCAAAGGUACAACUAAAUCUGUAUGAUUACCUAGCUAAUACUCUACAGAAAAUGAAUAGAUUUACGGAAGCUUUGGAGAAUAAUAAUUCAGCAAUUUAGAAAAAUCCAGAGAUUUCUGAGUAUUAUAGUGGAAAAGGUAUAAUUAAACUUGAAUGAUUACCUAGCAAUUUCAUUAAUAGAAAUGAACAGACUUGAAGAAGCCCUAGAGAGUUUAGAUUUAGCAAUCUAAAAAAAUCCAAGAGAUUCUCGCUCAUAUUUUGGUAAAGGUAUAAUUAAAUUUGGAUGAUUUCUUAGCUAUUACAUUAAAGAAAAUGAAGAGAUUUGAUGAAGCCUUAGAAAAUUAUGAUCAGGGAAUUUUGAAAGUUUCAGAAAAUUCUGACUUUUAUCAUGGCAAAGGUAUAAUUGAAUCUGAAUUAUUUCUCAGCUAAUACUCUAAGUGAUAUGAACAGAUAUGAAGAAGCUUUAGAAAAUUAUACCUUAGCAAUUUCGAAAAAUCCAGAAAAUUCUACCUAUUAUUUCGGCAAAGGUAUAAUUGAAUCUGAAUUAUUUCUCAGCUAAUACUCUAAAUAAGAUGAACAGAUUUGAAGAAGCUUUAGAAAAUUUUGGCACAGCAAUUUCGAAAAAUCCAGAAAAUUCCGACAAUUAUAGAGGCAAAGGUAUAAUGAAAUUUGAAGGUUAUCUUAGCUAUUUCUCUAUCAAAAAUGAACAGACUAGAAGCAGCUUUGGAAAAUUACUUAUUAGCUAUUUAGAAAAAUCCAGAAAAUUCUGACUUAUAUGCAGGCAUAGGUAAAUUAAAUCGAGAUUGUUUCUUAGCUAAUACUCUAAACAAAAUGAAUCGAUUCGAGGAGGCUUUGGAAUAUUAUGAUUCAGCAAUUUAGAAAAAUCCAGAAAAUUCAUAAUACUAUUAGAGUAAAGGUAUAAUUAAAAUUUGAAUGAUUCAGCUCAGACAUUAAAAUAAAUGAAUAGAUUUUAAGAAGCUUUAGAAAAUUAAGAUAGAGCCAUUUAGAAAUACCCAGAAGAUUCUGACUAAUAUAAUGGCAAAGGUACUAUUAAAUUUAGAUGAUUCUUUAGCUAGUAUUCUAUAAAAACUGAACAGAUUUGAAGAAGCUUUGGAAAAUUAUUGUUCGGCUAUUGAGAAAAAUCCAGAAAAUUCUAAUAAUUUUGCUGGCAAAGGUAUAAUGUAAUUUGGAUUAUCUCUCAGCUUAAACUCUAUAUAAUAUGUAAAGAUUUGAAGACGCUUUAGUAAAUUAUGAUAUAGCAAUUUCAAAAAAUCCAUAAAAUUCUAACUAUUAUGGUGAUAAAGGUAUAAUUAAAUCUGAAUUAUUGCUCAGCGAAGACUCUAAGUGAUAUGACCAGAUUUGAAGAAGCUUUAGAAAACUAUACCUUAGCAAUAUAAAAAAAUCCAGAAAAUUCUGACUAUUAUUUUGGCAAAGGUAUGAUUAAAUCUGUAUGAUUACCUAGCUAAUACUCUAAAUAAAAUGAACAGAUUUGAAGAAGCUUUGGAAAAUUAUAACUUAGCAAUUUAGAAAAAUCCUGAAAAUUCUGACUAUUAUUUUAACAAAGGUAAAGUUUAAUCUGAAUGA